Molecule: messenger RNA, 438 nt
Organism: Kalmanozyma brasiliensis GHG001
Lineage: Eukaryota; Fungi; Basidiomycota; Ustilaginomycetes; Ustilaginales
Product: Mago nashi protein
Exons: 5
Coding region: 1-438 (145 amino acids)
Biological process (GO): RNA splicing
Cellular component (GO): exon-exon junction complex; nucleus
Source: RefSeq, a predicted model, not a curated record
AUGUCUGACUUCUACGUUCGGUACUACACCGGCCAUCAAGGCAGACACGGCCACGAGUUCCUCGAGUUCGAAUACUCCCGCGGUCGACUACGCUAUGCGAACAACUCGAACUACCGCAACGACAGCCUGAUUCGCAAAGAGAUGUGGAUCAGUCCACUCAUGGUAGAGGAGCUACGUCGCAUCGUCGACGAAAGCGAGAUCAUGCAGGAAGACGAUGCCAAGUGGCCCAAGAAGAACUCGACGGGCCGACAGGAGCUCGAGGUGCGGUUGGGCAAGGAACACAUUUCGUUCGAGACGGCCAAAAUCGGCUCGCUGGUCGACGUGCAAGACAGCGACGAUCCAGAAGGUCUUCGAGUCAUGUACUAUCUCGUCCAGGAUCUCAAGUGCCUCAUCUUCAGCCUCAUCUCGUUGCAUUUCAAGAUCAAGCCCAUCGCCUAA